AGUAAAAAGUGAGGAAAGGGCAGGCCCCUGAUACAAAAUCCCAAUACCUAGUACGUAUCCCAGUUCUGGAAUAAUCUUACCCAGUGGCACAAUUCAUCCGAAGAGGCGUGGGAAAUGCAAUGGAAUUGGAUGAUUGGGAGUUGAGCACCGACGAGCUCGAUUCCCUCGAGCGGGACGCUCUCAAACAGAUUGCUCAGCGCAAUUCUUCUUCUUCUGCUGCUGCUGCUGCUACCAGUACUUCCUCGUCAAUUCCUUCUCACAGUCGACAACAACUACAGCAGCAGCAACAACACCACUCUGCUCAUUUUAACCCGCAGUGCCAAUACUCUCACUCCGUUCUCAUUGCCGAGUCUCGUCCUAAAAACAAGGUAGAUGCUUCACCUUCUGCAUCUAGAAUAUUAACUGCAUCAACAGAACCAAAAGCAACCAUGCUCUCUGUUAAGUUUUUUCUACAUGCUACUGGAAAUAUCGCUGCAAAGUUUCUAUAUGACCAGGAGCCUUCCGCAAGAUCUCCAAAGCUAGCUGGAAUGCAAAAGAGAGGUCUGCUCUGUCUGUGUGUGCGCUCAUGGAAGAGAUCAACGUUGUGGAUGCUCCCCAUUUCAUCUUUGUCAUCAGCAGAAAAAGUAUUAACUGAACUAUCUGGUUUUAAAGUUGAGGUAGAGAGUUUAGAUCCCUUGGCGCGGCAUGCUAUCAUUGCUGCCUCUGCUGUUCCAGAUCUUCGGGAUCGAUAUGACAUGAUUCCGGGAAAUGUUGAAUCAAAACUUUUGCCAUUUCAGCGCGAUGGUGUUAGGUUUGUGUUGCAGCAUGGAGGGCGUGUCCUCCUUGCAGAUGAAAUGGGGUUGGGAAAGACUCUUCAGGCUAUCGCUGUGACCACUUGCAUUCGUGAUGCCUGGCCGGUUCUUGUUCUUACCCCAUCCUCAUUGAGGCUGCAUUGGGCUUCUAUGAUUCAACAGUGGCUGAAUAUCCCUUCCUCAGAUAUACUAGUGGUUUUGUCUCAAUGUGGUGGGUCAAACAGGGCUGGAUUCACAAUAGUACACUCAAAUACCAAGGGUUCUAUUCAUCUUGAUGGCAUGUUCAAUAUUUUAUCUUACGAUGUUGUUCCCAAGUUGCAAAACAUUCUAAUGGCAUCGGAAUUUAAGGUUGUGAUUGCAGAUGAAUCACAUUUCUUGAAGAAUGGCCAAGCAAAGCGAACAAGUGCUUCGCUUCCAAUAUUACAGAAAGCUCAAUAUGCAAUAUUGCUUAGUGGAACUCCUGCUUUAUCGCGACCGAUUGAGCUGUUUAAACAGCUGGAAGCUUUGUACCCCAACGUAUAUAAGAAUGUCCAUGAAUUCGGUAACCGAUAUUGCAAAGGUGGUAUAUUUGGAGUGUAUCAAGGUGCCAGUAAUCAUGAGGAGCUUCACAACUUGAUGAAAGCAACUCUGAUGAUCCGCAGACUCAAGAGGGAUGUUCUUUCUGAGCUUCCUGUGAAGCGCAGGCAACAGGUCUUCUUGGAUUUGGCAGAGAAGGACAUGAGACAAAUCAAUGCUUUAUUUCGCGAGUUAGAGGUUGUGAAAAACAAAAUUAGGGCCAGCCAAUCAAAGGAGGAAGCAGAAUCCCUCAAAUUUUCGGAGAAACAUCUCAUUAACAAGAUCUAUACUGAUUCUGCGCAAGCCAAGAUCCCGGCGGUUCUGGAUUACCUGGGAACGAUCAUUGAGGCAGGUUGCAAGUUUCUAAUAUUUGCACACCAUCAACCCAUGAUUGAUUCGAUAUACCAAUUUCUUCAGAAGAAAAAAGUUGGUUGCAUUCGAAUAGAUGGCAGCACUGCAGCAGCAUCUAGGCAAGCUUUGGUGACAGAUUUUCAGGAAAAAGAUUCUAUAAAGGCAGCAGUGCUUUCUAUCAAAGCUGGAGGUGUCGGUAUAACCCUUACAGCUGCAAGCACAGUCAUUUUUGCAGAGUUAUCGUGGACUCCCGGCGAUAUUAUCCAAGCAGAAGAUCGGGCUCAUAGGAUUGGUCAGGUGUCCUCGGUCAAUGUAUAUUACCUGCUAGCAAAUGACACUGUUGAUGACAUAAUCUGGGAUGUUGUUCAGAGCAAGUUGGAAAAUUUGGGACAGAUGCUUGAUGGCCAUGAGCGCACACUGGAAGUCUCAAGUAGCCAGCCAAAAAGCAGUCCUGCAAAACAGAGAGCACUCGACUCUUUUGGUAGCCAGCCAGAAAGCAGUCCUGCAAAACAGAGAACACUCAACUCUUUUGUGAAGCGUUGUAGCAAUAUGAAUGGCUUUGAGCAUCAGCCCCAACUAAAAUACCCCCGGCAUGGAGAUUGACUCCACAAAUUGUACAGUUGGUGUAUAUAUGCACACAUAACUAUGAGUUGUUAAUUGAAAUGAGGACAUUUAUAGCUUGAAUGGGCUCUGGGCAAAAUGAAGCAUGUACGGUGUGCCAUGUAGGGUCAUGUACUGAUGUGUACCAUAUAGGGUCACCUCAACUUUGAAUGGAUUUGUAACAUUACCCA
Messenger RNA from Rhododendron vialii, 2488 nucleotides. RefSeq lists its product as uncharacterized. Gene Ontology annotation, molecular function: ATP binding; ATP-dependent chromatin remodeler activity. The record is from RefSeq and is a predicted model, not a curated record. The transcript is spliced from 24 exons. Lineage: Eukaryota; Viridiplantae; Streptophyta; Magnoliopsida; Ericales; Ericaceae. Gene Ontology annotation, cellular component: nuclear replication fork. Gene Ontology annotation, biological process: replication fork processing; DNA repair. The coding region runs from base 120 to 2300 and encodes 726 amino acids.